Molecule: messenger RNA, 667 nt
Organism: Liolophura sinensis
Lineage: Eukaryota; Metazoa; Mollusca; Polyplacophora; Chitonida; Chitonidae
Exons: 5
Coding region: 37-519 (160 amino acids)
Molecular function (GO): calcium ion binding
Source: RefSeq, a predicted model, not a curated record
GAAUACAGCCUAAACUGAGGAACACCUGCAGACAAGAUGAACUCGGCAGUCGCAUUUCUUUUCUGUGGUCUGGUGGCCUACGGGAGCGCCAGUACCUGUGAGAACAUCUGUACUCCGGUCUGCACCGGGGGAACCGCCGGAGGUGGAGCUCUCAUUGGGGACAUCCCUGGUGCUAUCAUCGGAGGGGCUCUGUCGGGGACAUGCAGCCCUGUGUGCCACAAAGUCUGCAGCUUGGGCAAGAGGAACAUCGAUAGGUGGUUCGAGACCGUCUUCCCUCCACAUCUCACAGACUAUGAUCUCAACGGUGAUGGACAAAUCUCUCUUAAGGAGUUCGCUGCUGGUUUCAAGGGCAGCCACCUUGACUUCGCUACCCGUCACAUCUUCCACUUGUCUGACAAGGACGCCGAUGGAUUUCUGUCUGCCCUGGAGCUGGCUCUUGCUCCCCCUCAAGUUCAACUAAGUUCAGUGAAAAUAAAACUUUUGUUCGGACAUAAACAAAUCAAGUACCAGCUAGCCUAAGACAGAAAUGUGUUGCUACUUCGAAAAACGCAGCUCAGUAAAUUGUAAUGGGAAGCCUGUAGCAAGAGAGACAAUUUUGCUCAAUAAACCUAAAGUUAGUAAAGUCAAAAUGUAAAUAAAUACACUCUCAACGGCCGAAAAUUGUCUA